CUUCUCUCUCCAAAACCUCAACACCUCAAUUGUGUCCCAUUGAACGCACAAAAUGACGAUCUACUACUCCCUCACCUUCCUCCUACUCGCGGCCGAGAUGGUCACCUUCUGCAUCUUUGUCAUGCCAUGGCCCUAUCAAAUCCGCAAGAAGCUCUUCCACUUCCUCUCGGAAAGCAAAAUCGUCGCGAAAGUCGCCUAUGCACUCAAAAUAUCAUUCAUAUUUAUAUUCAUUUUGUUCGUGGAUGCAACGCAGAGGAUGUUCAGAGUGACGAGCGAGGUCGAACUCGCAAAGUCCGGAGCGUCGGGUAUGCAGGACGUUCGCACAGAGACGAACUUUGCUGCUCGUAAAUUCUACGCCCAACGCAAUACCUACCUCACCGGCUUCUGUCUCUUCCUCUCCCUUGUCCUCACCCGCACAUUCUACAUUAUCCAAGAACUCAUUCACACCCAGGAAGAAUAUGGCAAACUGAAGAACGCCACUUCGAGCAAGUCGCGCGGCGACCUCGCUUCCGGCGACCAGUCCAAGCAAAUCGAGGAUCUUAAACGUCAGCUUGCUGAGUCCCAAAAGUCUGGCCGUGAUUUUGAAACCUUGAAGAAGCAGUCCGCACAACAAGCCGCCGAGUACGACAGGCUUGCUGAGCAGUACAACAAGGAGACUGGCAAGACAUCGAACAAGCGUGUAGACUAAAUUCAUCGUGCACGAAACACCGUCUCGCUCUCGGAUCAUCUCGGUUGUUCAACUUCCUGAGUGAGUGGUGAUCGUUGACUUGUGAUGAAGAAUGGACGACGUCGGACCGUGGGCUGUUUCAAUGUGUUGAUGGAGACAGCAUCGCGGGGAAAGUCGUGGUUGGGCGUCUCAAUCCAUAAUAGGGAUAUCUGAUCAAUGUGCCGUAUACUUUAUGUUCAAAUUGUUGGGCUCAACCCCCGAAUCAAUGUAUUCUUGCCUCUCGU
Molecule: messenger RNA, 951 nt
Organism: Stereum hirsutum FP-91666 SS1
Lineage: Eukaryota; Fungi; Basidiomycota; Agaricomycetes; Russulales; Stereaceae
Product: endoplasmic reticulum protein
Exons: 6
Coding region: 53-688 (211 amino acids)
Biological process (GO): intracellular protein transport; endoplasmic reticulum to Golgi vesicle-mediated transport
Cellular component (GO): endoplasmic reticulum; endoplasmic reticulum membrane
Source: RefSeq, a predicted model, not a curated record